ACAUUCCUGUUGUUACACGUGCACAAAUGAUAAGAUCAUUCUCACCAAUUGCUCGCAAAAUGAGUUCGUCAAAUGCGACGAAGAAAUUAAACCAACUGUUUCUAAGUGGUGUAGAGGCGGUUAAACCCAAGGCAUUGUUUCAAGGACCAUGCAGCUCUGACAACGAUAUCAACUACAGUUUCAAGCAUGAACACAAACGAUAUCAUGUCGUCGGUUUCGGAAAAGCUGUUCUUGGAAUGGCAGUUCAAAUCGAAAAACUAUUAGGCUCUCGACUUAACAGCGGAUGUAUAGCCAUUCCUAUUGGGACCACCGAACGUUUCAUGCGCGAUAGUGACUUUUGCUUAUCUCCAAACACUACUAUCGAGGUAAUUGAGUGCGCUCUUAAUAACCUACCGGACGAAACAGCCUUGGUGGCUGCUAGAAAGAUAACGCAUAUCGCGCAAACCAUGACACCGGACGAUGUCCUUUGUGUUCUGGUUUCAGGUGGUGGUUCCGCUCUUCUUUGUCUCCCGAAACAUCCUAUUACGUUGGCGGAAAAAUUACAGAUAAUUAAAUCGUUGUCAGCUGCGGGUGCGGCAAUCGAUGAGCUAAAUCAGGUUCGAAUAGCUCUGUCCGAGGUGAAAGGAGGACAGCUGGCAUUGGCGGCCCGAAACGCGUAUCGGGUUUAUUCGUACGUAAUAUCAGAUAUUGUCGGCGAUCCUGUAGCUUUAAUUGCUAGCGGUCCAACCGUUCCUCAGAGUAGAGUCGACGUAAAUAAGAAAGCAACAGAUAUUUUAAUUAAAUAUAAUCUAUGGAACAACCUACCCGCGUCUGCUCUGCACGUAAUCGCUGAACCAACGACUUCCGACAGCAAGGUUGCUGCGGAUAGCAAUAAACUAUUUGUACUGGGCAGCAAUGAGGUGGCCGUAAAGUGCGUUGUUCAGCAAGCCCGUUCUCAAGGAUUGAAUAGUAUAGUUUUAUCGAAAAUGGUGCAAGGAAAUGUAAGUGCUGUGACUGACAUGUACGUAGAAUUAGCAGAACUGUUGCAUAGGUUUAAAAUGGGCACUUUACCGUCCAAUACGCUGAGGGAUAAGAUCAAACUUAUGUUCUCACGGCUACCAUACGAUGAUUUACAAUCUGAAGAAUUUGUCGCACAAGUGGUUGAAUCGAUGCAUGAGCCUCUUUUGAUAGUUGGAGCCGGCGAACCAACGGUGUGCCUAGAAGGUGACGGAAAAGGGGGUCGAAAUCAAGAACUUGCUCUUCGUUUCUCUUACGGGCUGCACCAACUGGAACACAUGCCUGAUUCGGUGUGUUUCCUUUCAGCCGGUACGGAUGGCAUCGACGGUCCGACCGAUGUAGCUGGCGCAAUUGGAGGUGCCUUUGUGGCAAGAGAACACCACCGGCUGAACUCCCACGAGGACGGCACGUGUUUCAUUAACCGCAAUGAUUCGUACAGGUUCUACGAAGCGCUCGAUAAUGGGAAAUAUUUCAUAAAAACUGGCCAUACCGGAACGAACGUGAUGGAUUUACAUCUACUGCUCAUAGAGCCUUCGGCAUAAACCAAAGCGCAAAGCGACU
Anopheles nili is the source of this 1557-nucleotide messenger RNA. Its product is annotated as glycerate kinase. The coding region runs from base 27 to 1538 and encodes 503 amino acids. NCBI's taxonomy places the organism in Eukaryota, Metazoa, Arthropoda, Insecta, Diptera, Culicidae. Gene Ontology annotation, biological process: protein phosphorylation. Gene Ontology annotation, molecular function: glycerate kinase activity. The transcript has a single exon. The record is from RefSeq and is a predicted model, not a curated record. Gene Ontology annotation, cellular component: cytoplasm.